Neurospora tetrasperma FGSC 2508 is the source of this 414-nucleotide messenger RNA. RefSeq lists its product as uncharacterized. Bases 1 to 414 code for a protein of 137 amino acids. NCBI's taxonomy places the organism in Eukaryota, Fungi, Ascomycota, Sordariomycetes, Sordariales, Sordariaceae. The transcript has 5 exons. The record is from RefSeq and is a predicted model, not a curated record.
AUGUGUCGCAGAAAGGAAAUGCAGAUCGAACCUCGUCCGAGUUCCUCCACUACCUCGGUCUACCGUGUUAGGGUUGGCUGUUUGUACAGACACUCCGUGUGUAGAUACCGUUGCAAUACGGGGUUGGACAACUGGAUGCGUUCGAAAGAGAGAAAUGAAAAUAGAGAUGGAGGCCAGGGCCAGGCGGAGACCGGAAGGGAGCAAGAAGUGGAAGUGAAGUUUUUGAGGGUUGUAAUGUGUGUAGAUGGGAAUUGGGUUACUAUCAGCUGGUUUGACGGGCGGCGGGACACGGAAGACGUUCAAAUCCAACAAGGACCAAAGGCAAGCGGCGCUGCGGUAGCUGUCGGGACGAAAUGGGGGAGGGCGCAACUCUUGCAGCGCGGUCAUGGUAGCAGCGAGCGACGCCAGACAUGA